This is a messenger RNA of Struthio camelus australis, 2148 nucleotides long. The record is from RefSeq and is a predicted model, not a curated record. Lineage: Eukaryota; Metazoa; Chordata; Aves; Struthioniformes; Struthionidae.
CACGGCCGCUUGCUGGCUGGUGGAGAGGGAAACGAGGCAGCUUUUGCCCAUCCAUGGGUCAGACCUGGCGCUCUGUGCAGGGGGGGGGAACAGCGAGGGCGGGUGGCAGUGCCAUCCAGACGGUGCCCCCGGAUUUAACCCCCUAGUCGGGUCCGAGCCCCCUCCUCUGACUCAAUGCCGGUGACGUCUCCUUACCCCGGAUGGGACCCCAGGACCCCUCUCCUUGCACCCCUCGCAGGAUGAACCCCUACGCGGGGCUGGUGAGCCGCCUGCGGGCGGCCUGGCUCUCGGGGAAGACGCGGCCCGUGGAGUACCGCGUGGCCCAGCUGGAGGCCCUGGGCCGCUUCCUGGAGGAGAAGCAGCAGGACAUCCUGGAGGCCACAGCCUUGGACAUGCGCAAGCCGUCCUUUGAGGCCUACUUCUCCGAGAUCCUCCUCUGCAAAAAUGAGCUCAACAACACCCUUAACAAUCUCUCCCACUGGAUGAAGGAUGAGCACGUGGAGAAGAAUCUGGUGACACAGCUGGAUUCAGCCUUCAUCCGCAAGGACCCCUAUGGGGUGGUGCUCAUCAUCGCCCCCUGGAAUUACCCCAUCCACCUCUUCUUUGUGCCCCUCAUCGGGGCCAUCGCCGCUGGUAACUGUGUCAUUGUCAAACCCUCGGAGACGACCAAGAACAUCGAGAGACUGGUGGCUGAAGCCCUGCCCUGCUACCUGGACAAUGACUGCUUUGCUGUGGUGACUGCCGGUGUGGAGGAAACCACCAAACUGCUGGAGAACAAGUUUGACUACAUCUUCUUCACUGGCAGCCCCUCCGUGGGCAGGAUCAUUAUGACAGCCGCUGCCCAGCACCUGACGCCAGUGACGCUGGAGCUGGGGGGCAAGAACCCCUGCUACGUGUCUGACACCUGCGAGGUGCACAACGUGGCCAGGCGGGUGGCCUGGGGGCGCUUCUUCAACGCGGGACAGACCUGCGUGGCACCUGACUACGUGCUGUGCAGCGUGGAGAUGCAGGACAAGCUGAUGCCAGCCCUGCGUGAGGCCAUCACCGAGUUUUACGGCCCCAACCCUCAGGAGUCCCCCGACUUUGCCCGCAUCGUGGGGGACAAGCAAUUCCAGCGGGUGCGGGCUCUGCUGAGCAGCGGGCGCGUGGCCAUCGGAGGGCAGACGGAUGAGCAGGAGCGCUACGUCGCUCCCACGGUGCUGGCCGACGUGCAGCCCUCUGAUCCUGCCAUGCAAGAAGAGAUCUUCGGGCCCAUCCUGCCUAUCGUUGUCGUGUCCAGCAUGGAUGAAGCCAUUGACUUUAUCAAUGCCCGUCCGCCGCCGCUGGUUCUCUAUGUCUUCUCCUGUGAUAGCAAGGUGGUGAAGGAGGUGCUGGAGCGGACAAGCAGUGGUGGCUUUUGUGGAAAUGAUGUUCUGAUGCAUGUGACGUUGACCUCGCUGCCGUUUGGUGGGAUUGGGAACAGCGGCUUGGGGAAAUACCACAGCAGGUUCACCUUCGACACCUUCACUCACCACCGCGGCUGCCUGCACCGCAACAUGGGCCUGGAGGCCAUCAACGCCCUGCGCUACCCGCCGUACAACCAGCAGAAGUUGGGGCUGCUGACGGCCGCCUUCGAGAUCAAGCGCAAGGGCAUGUGCACCCUGCUCUGAGGGCUGCCGCGCGCUGCCCGGUGCUACUGCCCAGACUCCCUCACAGACUGGGGAGAAGACCUCCUGGCGUGGCCCCAGUGCUGGCCCCGGGAACCCAACCACUUUCCGCAGGAGGCCGGCACGCUCCUUCCAUCCUUGCACCGGUUGCCUUGCCAUGUCCUUUGCCUCGCUGCCGCCCCUACACGUGUAGGACAGCGGGGGCACUCAUUUGCGUCCGGCCAGUCCUAUUUGUGUGCUUCUCCCCAGCUGCCUCUGCUCUGGACCGUUUGCCCUGACAGGCAGAUCUGAAAUGACAAAAAUUUCUCUGGCAUGACCUGAUGCCCUGCUUUCUCACCCUACAUUUCUCUUCCCAGGAGAGGAAUGAUCUCCUCAACGCUCAGGACCAGCCAUUAGCCCUGUCUCUAGUUAGAUGACCUUUCUCUUCCAGGUGAACCUUGCUCUCCCUGCUUUCGAUGUCAGCUGCCACUUCUUCCUCCGUGUGACCCUGCCUUUAGUAAAG